ACUGUUAAUGUUUUAAACUAUUGCCUCAACCAUUGUCCACCACCAUCACCACCAUCACCACCACAACAGCAUACCCACCUACCUACCUACCCACAGCUACCAUCACCACCAUACUCCAGCCUCACCGCCGCCAACCUCAGCAUCACCACUACCGACGACGACAACGAUAACAAGUAUCUUCAGUCAAGUGCUCGACAGGAACAGCAGCAUCGCGCCUCUUCAUACGACUCUUCUGUUCUGUAUCCACCUUGUGUUCUACACCAACGACAACAACUCCACUGCUUCUAAACGUCGACAAGGCUGAUUCCGCAUGAAUCGCACAUGGAAUUGCCCUGAUCGCACCAGUUUUGACGUAGAAAGUGGAUUCACAGGAUUGCCUAGGUCCCGGCCUCGAGCACCGGGUGUUUUAGAAGUCAGGAGAGAGCCAUGUCGGCGCCACCCAGCCGGCAUGGCCCAUCAACACCGAUGCACCAUCAACUCCAACGAUCGCAGUCGCAGACAACAACAAACACCACCAGCACCGCCACUACCGGCAUCCGCGUCGUCCCCUACACGCCGCCCCGACUUGCCGACGACGAUGAUCGCCGAGACAGCCAGACGUCAUCCGUCUACCGCUCCAACUCUAGUGCCGAUGGGCGCCGCUCGGGCAAUUCCAGCGAUGACCGGCUCGGGCGCCGCCAGACCAUUGCAUUGGUCGAGGAGACUUCGGACGAGGAGCGCGAGGAGCUUCAGCACACAGAAGGUCCCGAUUCGAAGGAGGUAGCAGUCGAGGGUUAUGCCAUCAGCGAGACGGCCACCAGCAGCCUAGGUUCUGCUUUGUCCUCGGCUACGACGUCGACCCUGUCAUUGGCAAAGGCCAAGGAUGAAGGAGUUUCAGGAUUGCGACUCUCUGGCGUUUCCACCAUCUCGGUUGUUCGAGAUCCAACCAGCCCGACCCCUUUGCCCAGGAGGCUGUCUGAUGUUUCAAGAAGCAUUGCCCGAUUCAACGCCCAGUCUGCAUCAUCUACUCCCACCCAGGAUGUCCGUCGCGGCCGUCGCGAUUCAGCCUCGCCUUCACCCACAGUUCGCCCGCGAUCCUACUCCAGACAGCGCAAGAUCAUCGCCCUCAACCCCGACAAGACUUUCAGAAUCGUCACCACCGAGGAGGACCCUGCCGACGUCGUCAAGGCUCCCGUCAUCCCUUCCUCAUCCACAGCCACGCCCUCGUUUCGCCCAUCGGUUGACGUAUGGAGUGACGACCUCAGCAUCGGUACCCCUUUUACCGUCGGCACCCCCUUCUCGGGUAACACACUUACCGCCCGAGAACCUGCUCCAUCUGAUCUCGCCGCACCUUUCGUCCAAUCUCCUGAUUCGUCCACCACCCAACUAAUCCAGGGUCCCGUGCCCGUGGCUUCGACCUCUUCUGGCUACCGCAUGGUCGGUGGCCUACGCAGAGUUCCCCAUACCGCAGAUCUCACGCACGAAAACUCACCUGCGAUCGACCCGCCCCUUGCUCCUUUACAAGAGGUAGCAUCCAACGAAUCGCGGAGCGAUAACAACUUGACCCCGACUGCCUCUAGGGUUAUUGCGCCAAAGCCUUCCUUUACAUCUGGUAUCUCUGGCGUCUCUGGUCUUAGUAUCGCAUCUGAAAAGACCAACUACAAGGUUUACGGUAUUCACACCUCAGUACCCGAAUCCUUCGACAGCCCUAUCAUCUCGCCCAUCUCUCCUCAGACCGAAGCAACCAACUGGGAAGUUCUAGGCAGCCCAGGGGCCUCAUCGCGCGCUCCAUCUUCUACCCACGGCAACUGGGAAGUUCUAGGUCACUCUUCGCCCGUAUCGCCAGGUGCCUCUUCCCUCGCUCAAUCCAAUUGGAGAGUCGUUGGGGAUUCGCCGGUCGCUGCAUCCCCUUCCGUCCGGUCGAUUUGGGAAGCGCAAAGCGAGACUUCUCGCCUUCCAUCGGGAACUUCCCGCGUUCCGUCGGGCCCGGCCAACUGGCAAGUUAUCGGUGCCUCGUCACCGCCUGCGCCACUUUCUGCUAGCCCACCCGGAAGCUCUGAGAGCAACGAGAACUUUGUCGUACACUCCCGCUCGACACCGUCUUCUGUAGCCACCGGUGGCCGGUAUUCACAAGAGAGUCUUCGCGUCCCACCGCUCAGGCCAGCCAAGAAGAGAUCCCAGGAAAAGUUUGGAUAUUACAAGCAGCGAUCGCGUGAGAACCUUCGAGCCCGCUCCACCUCCUUUCAAAGCGUUUCCUCGACCGGAGCCCCACCAGUACCGCCUCUUCCGGCCUUACUCACGCCUCCGGUCCUUUUCCGCUUCCCGUCGUCCUCCCGGGAGCAACCUUCAUGGUCGGUACCGUCCCCAUCCGGGUCAUCGACCGGCUCCUCAUCCGGUCAAGAAACUGUCAUCAUCCACCGUACACCACCGAUGACCCAGCCACCACCAGAUCGAUGGAGCUCACAGUUGUCUACGGUUAUGUCCGAAGACGAAUACAACAGUGAACCAGGCUCUUCACGCCCUGGGUCCCACUCGGUCUUGGGCAGCCAGCACCGUUACCGCAACAGCACUGGCGGGUGGGGUGGUUCUACGCACAGCCGUCAGAUGCAGAGUAUUUCCUCGUCCCUCGGAGCACCUCUUGAUAGCGCUGGAAGUGACAGUAUCGCCAGGCCCCAGGCUGCCCAUUCUCGAGGUGGUUCCAUGCCACUUCGCAUGGUUCGUGACCAAGAUGAGCAUGGUGAUGGAAUUGCAGACCUGCAUUAUGACCCUUCAAGAUCAGGCUUGUCCUCGUUUCUCCAGCAUAGCAGCAGCACCUCGAGCGGGAGCCGUAAUCUUCAUUCGAGCCACAGCCACCGCUCGCGCCCGUCCCGAACAAACAGCUUCACAAACUCCAUUCCUGCUUGGGCAAGGGUCUACUAUGGAUCUGGCGAACACCGCUGGGUCGGUCUGCUGUCCUCGUCCGCGUCAGACGCUGGUGACAGCCGCCCGAGCUCUGCUAUUGGACACAGUGGAUCGCCCAACUCUGACAACUUUCCUAUGGAUCUGUUCAGUCCCCGCAAGCGCGCGAGAGAAGGUCAACGCAACUCGCAUGGCUCCAUGGAGAUCCAACCUGCACCAACAGACUAUAAUGUCUUCCGCACACUCAGGGAGAAGACUUCCAGCAUUUGGUCCCCACACCUUCGACAGGACCGUCGCCACAGCCGUUUCAAUGCCUGGGAUCCUCCCGCCACGAGCUGGUCGGCUGAUAGCGGCGUCACUGGCAAGCGUAACAUCCAGAUCGUACUCUUCGCUGUUGGAUUCAUCAUGCCUUUCGCCUGGAUGGUUGCUGCCUUCCUCCCAUUGCCCCCUAACCCCAAAAGCGAGAUGCUUGAAAAGGGUACCCACACUCCCGAUGACCCGUUUGACCGCUCAAAGUCAAGGCUCGGAUUCAGAACUUCAAUCAACCCCAUCAGCCCUAUGGAGGAAGCGAGAUAUCUCAGCGCGCGUUGGUGGCGAAGACUCAACACUGGUAUGUCCUUCGUCGGACUUAUCAUCAUUGGCGCCGUCAUCGCUCUCGCCGUCAUCGGCUCCAAAGAAGGCUGGGCGGACUGAAUCAGAUGAUAGAACUCUCUAUCAUCAUUUGUUUCCAUGUCCGUCCGUACUCGCCCUUCUUAUUUUUCACAACUUUCUUCUUUCUCCGUCUCGAUACACUAUAGACACGAUCUUUUUGAUUUUGGGAAAACCACAUUUUCCAGAGUCGGCGGGAGAUCUUUG
Molecule: messenger RNA, 3732 nt
Organism: Neurospora tetraspora
Lineage: Eukaryota; Fungi; Ascomycota; Sordariomycetes; Sordariales; Sordariaceae
Exons: 2
Coding region: 427-3570 (1047 amino acids)
Source: RefSeq, a predicted model, not a curated record